AUUCAAAAGUUUUUAUAAACAUAGUAUUGAUAAUUGUACAUGCCCUUGAAAAUCUGCUAAAAGGAACAUUUUUUUUUUGGGGGGGUGGAUAAGUAGGUAUAUUCAACAUGUAUUAACAACAAUGUAACAGGUGGAUUGGAUUAGCCAAACAUAUCUAAAAAAUCAAAUUGAUAACAAAUACGGGUUGAAUUCUAGUUGCCUACCUAAUUUAUAAGUGGAUAAGGCUGAGUGAUUUGUACAAAGUAUUUGACUUUUGUAUAUAAAAAUACACACGUCACUUGACAAUGAGGAUGGCUAUAAAAGGAGGAAUAGAAAGAAAAUGAAGUUGGAAUAGAAUUUGAGAUAGCAAAUUGAGCAUUCUUUCAUAUCAGCAAUCAGAUUAAAACAAAUGAGUUGGUGGUGGGCGGGAGCCAUAGGUGCUGCCAAGAAAAAAUUGGAAGAGCAGGAUAAACCAUCGAAGUACAAGAGUGUUGCCAUCGUCAUUGGCGUGACAGGCAUCGUUGGCGUCAGCCUCGCUGAGAUCCUUUCCUUGUCUGAUACUCCAGGCGGACCAUGGAAGGUCUACGGAGUAGCUCGUCGCCCCCGCCCUGCCUGGACUAACCACCUACCUAUUGAUUACAUACAAUGCAACAUCUCAAAUGAAGAAGAAACACAAGAUAAACUAUCAAAACUCAAUGAUGUCACUCACAUCUUUUAUGUUGCAUGGGCUAAGCGAUCAAGUGAAGCUGAAAAUUGCAUCAUCAAUGGUACUAUGUUACGCAACGUGUUAAAAGCUGUCAUCCCAAAUGCACCAAAGUUGAAACAUAUAUGCUUGCAAACUGGACGUGGACAUUACACUGGUCCUUUUGAUUCGUAUGGCAAGGUUCAGCCCCAUGAUCCCCCUUUCCGUGAGGAUCUUCCGAGACUUAAAUUGUUGAACUUUUGCUAUACACUUGAGGAUGUUUUGUUUGAAGAGGUGAGGAAGAAGGAUGGAUUGACAUGGUCAGUUCAUAGGCCUGGAUUGAUUUUUGGAUUUUCGCCAUUUAGUUUGAUGAAUAUAGUUGGUACUUUAUGCAUUUAUGCAGCUAUAUGUAAGCACGAAGGCAAGCCAUUGAGAUUUCCAGGGAGUCGUCAAGCUUGGGAUGGGUAUUGGGAUGCAUCAGAUGCAGAUUUGAUAGCAGAGCAUCAGAUAUGGGCAGCAAUGAACAGAUAUGCGAAAAAUGAAGCGUUUAAUUGCAGCAAUGGAGAUGUGUUCAAAUGGAAGGAUUUAUGGAAGGUGUUAGCUAAGCAGUUCCGUAUUGAAGAUUACGGGUUUCAAGAAAGUGAUGAGAAGUUGAGCUUGGUUGAGAUGAUGAAGGACAAGGGUCCAGUGUGGGAUGAGAUCGUGAGAGACAAGGGUCUUAUGCCAACAAAAUUGAAUGAAGUGGGAGCAUGGUGGUUUGCUGAUGCAGUGCUUUCUGGAAAAUCAUUGUUGGAUAGCAUGAACAAGAGCAAAGAGUAUGGAUUUGUAGGGUUUAGGAACUCCCAAACGUCCUUCAAUUCUUGGAUUGAUAAGAUGAAAACACACAAGAUUGUUCCUUCAUUUUAGAUUUGACUAAAUGUUGUAUUACAGAGGAGGCCAAAACAAAAACAUGUAUUACAAAGGAUUCCAUUUCUUCAAAAUUUUUUUUCACUAGCUAUAAAUUGCAGGAAAAAACAUUCAAAGAAGAUUCUAAUUUUCUCAAAAAAGGAGUUAUUAUUUCAUUACCCAGAUCUAGAGUUCUG
Durio zibethinus is the source of this 1743-nucleotide messenger RNA. RefSeq names its product 3-oxo-Delta(4,5)-steroid 5-beta-reductase-like. The record is from RefSeq and is a predicted model, not a curated record. NCBI's taxonomy places the organism in Eukaryota, Viridiplantae, Streptophyta, Magnoliopsida, Malvales, Malvaceae.